This is a messenger RNA of Platichthys flesus (European flounder), 14781 nucleotides long. RefSeq names its product dynein cytoplasmic 2 heavy chain 1 (gene dync2h1). Gene Ontology annotation, cellular component: dynein complex. Gene Ontology annotation, molecular function: dynein intermediate chain binding; minus-end-directed microtubule motor activity; dynein light intermediate chain binding. The transcript is spliced from 96 exons. Lineage: Eukaryota; Metazoa; Chordata; Actinopteri; Pleuronectiformes; Pleuronectidae. The record is from RefSeq and is a predicted model, not a curated record. The coding region runs from base 1 to 12930 and encodes 4309 amino acids. Gene Ontology annotation, biological process: microtubule-based movement.
AUGCCCCACGGGUCAGAGGAUGCCCGCAAGAAGUUCAUCCUGACCACAACUGGAAACUUCUACGGGAUAACGCCGUCGCCGUCCCUGGCUGACAGCUCCGAGCUCAAUAACUUCUUGGAUGAUGGAAAUGAAUUUGUCCUGUCCGUCAGCAGACACGACAAUGAUCUUCACCUGUCAAAUAAGGUUGAAGCCUCUGGCGGCAGCAGAGAGAAGGUGUUGGUGUUCUUCAAGCUGCAGCCCACAGUGAUCACUGAAGACAACCUUGACAGGAGCAUCCUGGUGUCGUCCAUGCUUGAGUCUCCCAUCAACGCCCUCUACCAGGCGGUCAGACAGGUCUUUGCACCUGUACUGCUAAAGGAUGAGCGCUGGCGUUCAGCCUUCGACCCGAAGUUGGCAGACCUGCUGAGUGAGCUGGAGCUUGGCCUGGGUUCUGUGGUCCGUCAGUCUGGAGCACAACCCUCUGCUAAAAAUGGCCGAGAGGAGGAGGAUGUCCUUGGUAUCCUGACUCCUAGUGAUGAGUUCCAGUACUGGGCAGACCUUUCUGAAUCUGCAGAGAAGAACAAUGUGAUAGAAAGGGCGACAUUUUUCACCGAGCAGUUUAAACCCAUACAAAAGGAGUAUGGAGGUCUUGAUGGCUUGUCAAUGUCUGAUGUGGUGGAUCUCGUGGAACAGAGCAGAGAUGCUCUGGAUGAUGUGUGGAGGCAGACAGAUUUUGAGCCUUAUCCAGAAACACGCAUGAUUCGGCUCAUGGACAUUAUUGGUGGUGCUCUGGGAAGAUUUGUGCAGAGGAAGCUGAGCAGUGUCAAAAUCUUUGAGGAGUCAUUUGCUUUGGUGAGAGAGAACCUGAGAGUGGGUGUUACCAUCUGUGAGCAGUGGGUGUCGGCCUGUGAUCAUCUGACAGGACAGGUGUGGAAGAGAUAUGCACCCCAUGCCUGGAAGGGAAACAAGCACUGCCCGCAGACCCUUCACUGUCUUGCAAAGAGGUUGGACGAGGUGGUGACUCUGCGUAUGGUUCACGAGAAACUGCUGCGUUUGCUCCCAGGAGGGAAACAGCAAGCUCUGACUCCAGAUCGCGUCUUUGAACCCUUCUCUGGACUCAACCCUCUGCAUUACAACCCUUAUACUGAGCCUCUUUGGAGAGCAGCAAUGGCUCAGUUUGAGCGCCUAAUGGCUCCGUCGGAGCAGGAGGUGGCUGGGAGACUGAAGAGCUACAUUGCUGAUGUACAGGAUAACCCACAACAGCUGCUGCAGGUGUUUCAAAAGCACAAGGAACUGAUCAGACGUCCAACCAUCAGCAAAGAGCUCCAGUCAGAGAGAGAGACCCUUCUAGCCAGACUACUGGAUUACAACAAGGGCCUGAAGACCGACUUUGAGAGUCGUUGUCAUGGAGGCCCUGGAGAAAAGUCCGGGCCGCUCAUUGGCAGGAAUCUUCCUGAGGUCGUCAACAAAAUCGUGUGGGUUCGACAGCUCAUACACAAGGUGGAGGACUCUGUCCGUAUCGCAGAGGCUCUACUCUCAGACCUGUCUGCAUUCAAAGGGUUCCUGCAUUUCUGUGAUGACCUACUGGAAAUUCUGAGAGUGUAUGAGCAGGAGCAGUUUGAGGACUGGUCCAGAGAUAUACUCUCGGGACUGCUUGACUCAAAAUCAGGGAUCAGUCUCCAGGCCAGUAACCGUGUGAUGGACCUGGACCAUGUGGAUGGCACGCUGAAGGUCCAGUACUCAGACAGACUGGUCAGCCUGAUCAGAGAGGUCAGGCAGCUCUCUGCCCUGGGUUUUCCCAUCCCAGCCAAAAUACAACAGGCUGCUAAUACUGCAGAUAAAUUCUACAGACAGGCCGUUGUCCUUAAACAGGUGGCCCAUUUCUAUAACACCAUUGACCAGCAGAUGAUUCCCUCUCAGAGACCUAUGAUGCUUAGUCUGGCACUGGCCUUUGAACAGGUCAUCAAGAAUCCUCGCUCUCAGUCUACAGAAUCGGGGGGUAAACUACUGAUCACCUGGGACAACCCUAAAGAGUUGGAAGCUUACAUCGCCAAGCUGCAGUCGGCUGCUGAGAAACUCUCCACUGAGAACAGGAAGCUACGCAAAUGGCACAUGGACUUCAUUGACAAGGUGGUGACACUGAUGAAUGUGGACCUGCUGAGACAUCCGCAGCGGUGGAAGGACGGACUUCAGGACCUGCGCACAGGCUUUGCCACUCUGGAGGCUCAGGGCUUCAGGUCUGAUGACAUGCAGGCAUGGCGUCAGCACUGGAACCAUCAGUUGUACAAGGCUCUUGAGCACCAAUAUCAGAUGGGACUGGAAGCUCUGAACAAAAACCUGCCUGAAAUACACAUAGACCUAACUUUCAAACAAGGCCGUUUGCAGUUCCGUCCUCCUUUCGAGGAAGUGCGAGCACGCUACUUCAGGGAGAUGAAGAGGUUCAUCUCCAUCCCAAACCAGUUCAAGGGGGUCAGUGCCCAAGGGGAGGAGCUUAUCUUCAGCGUAAUGAUUGAUAGAAACGCCUCCGGGUUCCUCACUAUCUUCAGCAAGGCCGAGGACCUCUUUGGCCGCCUGCAGGCUAUACAACACAAAUUUAAGGAGUGGGUGUUUCUGGGCCAGGUGGAUUUAGAGAAGUUGGUGGAGAAGCAUUUGAUCUCUGUAAAUGACUGGGAGAGAAACUUCAAGGCCCUAAAAGCCAGAGGGAAGGAGUCGGAACGUCUGCCCAGUCAGGAGAAAGUAGACUGUAUUACAGUUAACUGUGAGCCGGUAAAAGCCGCCAUUGACGACCUGAUCCAGAGGCUGUUUGACCUGCUGCUCUUAUCACUCAGGAAGUCCAUAAAAGGCCACACUCAGGCCAUAGAGAGUUUUGUGUCAGAGUCAAUGGAGGCCUUGUCCAUUCGACCAGACAACAUGGAGGAGAUCGGUGCGGCUGCUGGCAAAUAUAGUAAAAUACUAGCCAGCAAAAUUGAGAUAUUAGCUCAGUUCCAGUGUGUUGAGGAGAAGAACCGCUUGCUGCGAGCGGUGGCAGGAGCAGGCCUGGACUCACUGUCCUCCCUCAGAGCCAAGUGGGACAAACUAGAGCUUAUCAUGGAGAGUCACCAGCUCAUGAUCAAAGAACAGGUGGAGGUAAUGCGAAGUAAUGCUGCUGGUCGCAUCGACACCUACCGGGCAGAUCUGCAGCGGUUUAAGGCCCGCUGGGACCAGCUGAAGCCUAAAGACGAGGCGCUUGAGAGUGGUGACCAUGCUGCUCUACUCGCGUGCCUCCAGACCAUCAGGGACAAGCAGCAAGAGUUCCAGGAGCUGGAGCUUGUCCGCAGUAAACUGCUAGAGGACUGUGGCUUUUUUGACCUGGAGGCUCCAGACUUCUCUCUGGCGGAAGAGACAAAGAUAGAUAUGGAGGAGUGCGGCCAGAUGUGGGGUCUGUAUGAGGAGUGGCAGCAAGGCUUCACAGAGAAGGCCCAGGAGGACUGGAUCACAUUCAGGAGUAAGACGUACGUGUUUGAGGAGUUUCUGUUCACGUGGCAAGAAAGACUUAGGAAGCAGGAGCAGCCAACUGCCAUGUCGGUCAAACUACAAGCCGAAGUGGACAAAUACAAGAACAUGGUCCCAGUGCUGAAGUACGUUCGUGGGGAGCACCUGUCCCAGGACCAUUGGUUGGAUAUGUUUCGUCUGCUGGGUCUCCCACGAGGGACAACCCUAGAGAGACUCACCUUUAAUGAUCUGCUCAGUGUGACAACUACCAUAAUAGAAAAGGCCUUGGAGCUCAAGGACCUGAACAGCCGGGCCCAGGCUGAGGUGACGAUCAGAGAAGCCCUGAGGGAACUGGACUUGUGGGGAGCUGCAGCCACCUUCAAUCUCACUGAGUACACAGACAGCAGCGGCCGCACUCUCACCCUCAUCAAGGACUGGAAGGAUAUAGUCAACCAGGUGGGAGAUAACCGCUGCCUGCUGCAGUCUCUGAAAGACUCUCCCUACUAUCGCAGCUUCCAAGACAAGGUCAGUCUGUGGGAGGUUCGUCUGUCAGACUUAGAUGAGUAUCUGCUGAGUCUGAACGCCAUCCAGAGACGUUGGGUUUAUCUGGAGCCUAUUUUUGGACGAGGGGCAUUACCUCGGGAGGAGGCCCGCUUUAAACGGGUUGAUGAAGACUUCAGGUCUAUAAUGUCAGACAUUCAGAGAGACAACAGAGUCGUUUCUCUGAGCUCGAGGGCCGGCAUCAGAAACUCCCUGGUCACCAUACUGGACCAGCUGCAGCGCUGCCAAAAGUCCCUCAAUGAGUUCCUGGAGGAGAAGCGUUCUGCCUUCCCCCGGUUCUAUUUCAUAGGAGAUGAUGAUCUGUUAGAGAUUCUCGGACAGGCAACCAACCCGACAGUCAUCCAGUCACACCUCAAGAAACUAUUUGCUGGCAUCCACACUGUUGUAUUUGAUGAGCAGAGCCAGCACAUUGUCGCCAUGUGUUCUUUGGAGGGAGAAAUAGUGCCACUCAGGAACCUCAUUCAAAUCUCCAGCCUUGUGGAGGUAUGGUUAAGGGACCUGUCUGUGGAAAUGAAGGAGACUCUGAAGCACCUGCUGUAUGAAUGUGUGUCAGCAGGGAAGAAAGGGGGGGUGGACCCCUCACGCUACCCAUCACAGAUUCUGUGUCUGGCCGAGCAAAUCCAGUUCACUGAAGAUGUGGAACGAGCUCUAAAAGAGCAGAAUUUGCAGCAGCUGGAGCUGGAGCUCCGUACAAAGUUGGAACACUACACCACAGUGGACACGAGCUCUGAGGAUCAAGCUAACACAGAGUCCAGUGUCCUGCAGCUGAAGCUCAAGGCCUUGAUCCUGGACAUCGUCCAUAACAUCAGCGUUGUGAAGCAACUUAAACAGGCUCAAGUUAGCAGUCCUGACGCCUGGGCCUGGAAGAAGCAGCUGCGCUUCUACAUGAAACCAGACAAAUGCUGCCACAUAAACAUGGUGGAUGCACUGUUCAGCUAUACAUAUGAAUACCAGGGGAAUGCAGCUAAGCUGGUGCACACUCCGCUGACUGAUAAGUGCUACCUGACUCUGACCCAGGCCAUGAAGAUGGGGCUCGGGGGAAACCCCUACGGACCUGCUGGGACAGGAAAAACCGAGUCGGUCAAAGCCCUUGGGGGGCUGUUUGGACGCCAAGUGCUGGUGUUCAACUGUGAUGAGGGCAUUGAUGUGAAGUCAAUGGGAAGAAUCUUUGUGGGCUUGGUGAAGUGCGGAGCAUGGGGCUGCUUUGACGAGUUUAACCGCUUGGAGGAGGCAGUGCUGUCUGCAGUUUCCAUGCAAAUUCAGGCCAUCCAAGACUCUCUCAAACAUCACAAGUACACAUGUGACCUGCUGGGGAAGGAGGUGGAUUUGGACCCAAACUCUGGAGUAUUCAUCACGCUGAACCCGGCGGGAAAAGGCUACGGAGGCCGACAGAAGCUUCCAGACAACUUAAAGCAGCUGUUCAGACCCGUGGCCAUGAGCAGGCCAGACAACGAGCUCAUUGCAGAGGUCAUUCUGUAUUCAGAGGGUUUCCAGAGUGGAGAAAUACUGGGACGCAAAUUGGUUGCAAUUUUCAACCUGGCCAGGGAGCUGUUGACUCCCCAGCAGCACUAUGACUGGGGUCUGCGUGCUCUGAAGACGGUGCUGAAGGCCUGUGGCAGUCUCCUGCAGCAACAGAGGAGGAGUCACGACAAGGACAAGAUUCAGGAGAGCAGUCUGGUGGUGCAGGCCUUGAGACUGAACACCAUGUCCAAGCUGACAUUUGCUGAUAGCUCUCGGUUCGACGCUCUGGUCAAAGACGUCUUCUCUGGAGUUAAUUUCACAGACGUGGAGGACCAUGUACUCAUGAAUGCACUCGAGCACGUCUACAAGGAGGCACGACUGGAGCUCAUCCCCAGCCAGCUGAAGAAGGCACUGGAGCUGAAUGAGCAGCUGAGACAGCGCAUGGGUGUAGUUAUUGUCGGGCCAAGCGGAGCAGGGAAGUCGACACUCUGGAGGAUGCUCAGGGCUGCUCUCAGCAAGACAGGCAAAGUGGUGAAACAGUACACAAUGAAUCCAAAGGCCAUGCCCAGACAGCAGCUGCUUGGACACAUAGACAUGGACACCAGGGAAUGGGCUGAUGGUGUCCUCACACACAGUGCCAGGAGUGUGGUCAGGGAACCACAGGAGGUGAGCUCAUGGAUUGUUUGUGACGGCGACAUUGACCCAGAGUGGAUUGAGAGUCUAAACUCUGUGCUCGAUGAUAACCGACUCUUGACCAUGCCAAGCGGAGAACGCAUCCAGUUCGGCCCAAAUGUGAACUUCUUGUUUGAGACUCACGAUCUCAGUUGCGCCUCACCAGCCACCAUCUCUCGUAUGGGGAUGAUCUUUCUCAGUGAUGAAGACAUUGAUGUGGGGGCCUUGGUCAAGUCCUGGUUGAGGGGUCAGCCAGAGGAGUGUUGCAGCAACCUGGAAAACUGGCUGGGAGACUAUUUCCAGCGAGCCCUAGACUGGGUCGUCAAACAGAAUGACUUUGUUGUGGAGUCCAGUCUGGUGGGUACAGUGUUCAAUGGUCUGUCCCAUCUCAACGCUGUGACAGAGAGAGGUCAGUUUAUUGUUGGCCUUCUAAGAGGUUUGGGAGGAAACCUCAACUUCAAAACACGACAGGAGUUUGCCAAGGAGUUGCUGAGCUGGGCCAGGGAAAGUCCACCAGACGCCAGAAAACCACUAGAUACCUACUAUGAUACGGACAGCGGCCAUCUAGCAGCCUAUAUAUUCCAGCGUCCUGAGGGUCUCACGCUGGAGCAGCUUUCUCAUACUCACACCCUACCUGUUAUAGAGACCGUGGACAUGCAGAGAGGUCUGCACUGUUUCUCCCCGUGGCUCACCGCUCAGCACAGGCAGCCAUUCAUGGUGGUGGGGCCAGAGGGCUGUGGAAAGGGCAUGCUGCUGCGCUACGCCUUCUCUCGGCUGCGCUCCACCCAGGUCGCCGUGGUUCACUGCAGUGCACAGACCUCAUCCCGCCAUGUCCUCCAGAAGCUCAGUCAGACCUGCCUGUUGCUGAGCUCUAACACUGGCCGGGUGUUCAGACCCAAGGACUGUGAGAAUCUGGUCCUUUACCUGAAAAACAUCAACCUGCCCAAACCGGACAAGUGGGGGACAAGCAACCUCACUGCCUUCCUGCAACAGGUGCUGACAUAUAAGGGAUUUUAUGAUGAAAAUCUUGAGUGGGUGAGUCUCGAGAACAUCCAGGUGGUGGCCUCCAUGUCAACAGGGGGUGCUGUCGGGAGCCAUUCGCUCACCUCUCGCUUCUCCUCUAUAGUACGCAUCUGCACCAUUGACUAUCCAGACCGAGAGCAGCUGCAGACUAUCUACUCAGCGUACCUGCAGCCAGUUCUUCAGCACAGUCUUGGCGGCCAGGCAGCCUGGGCCAGCACAGGGAAGACACACCAGCUGGCUGGCUCUCUGGUGCAGCUCUAUGAACAGGUGAAAGCCAAGUUUACAGUGGAUGACCACAGUCACUACCUGUUCACCCCCUGUAUUCUCACUGAAUGGGUCCUCAGCCUGCUGAGAUACGACCUCACUGCAGCUCAAUCUAAUGUGACAGACAGCGUUUUGGAGGUGGUGGCGUAUGAAGCGAGGAGGCUGUUUAGAGACCGGCUAGUUUCCUCCAAAGACCUUCACACCUUUGAUAACAUCCUCUCCUCCAUCAUACGUGGUGACUGGGGCUCUGACGCUCUGGACAACAUGACCGAGGGUUUCUAUGUGACAUGGGGAGCCUCUGAAGGGGCUGUAAUGGCUCCAGGCCAGCCACUUCCUCCACAUGGGAAACAAUUGGGAUGUCUGGAUUCUGCCGACUUAAAACAAGUUAUACAGAAGGGAGUCGUGCUGUACAGUCGCGACAACAAGGAGCUGGAUCUUCUCCUCUUCAGGGAAGUGUGCGACUUUGUGUCCAGGGUGGAUCGGGUCCUGAGCAGGGCCGGCGGCUCUCUGCUGCUGGCAGGCCGGACCGGAGUUGGUCGGCACACGGCCACGUGCCUUGUGUCGCACAUGCACGGAUACACACUGUUCACGCCGAAAAUCUCCCGCGCUUACUCUCUUAAGCAUUUCAGCAAUGAUCUCAAGACGGUGAUGCAGCUGGCAGGUCUGGAGGGUCAGCAGGUGGUACUGCUGUUAGAGGAUUAUCAGUUUGUUCACCCAGCUUUCUUAGAGAUGGUCAACAGUUUGCUGUCGUCAGGUGAAGUUCCAGGUCUGUAUUCCCCAGAGGAGCUGGAGCCUCUCCUGUCCUCCCUCAAAGAUUCUGCCUCCCAGGACGGAUUCACAGAGCCACUCUACAACUACUUUUCCUACAGAAUCCAGCAGAACCUUCACAUUGUUCUGAUCAUGGACUGCUCUAACACUAACUUCACCAUCAACUGUGAGAGCAACCCAGCUUUCUACCGCAAGUGUUCUGUCCAGUGGAUGGAAGGAUGGACCGAAAGCAGCAUGAAGAAGAUUCCUGAGCUGCUGCUGGCAAAGACAGAGGGAGGAGGGGCUGAGAAUGAAAGAGAAAAUAGUAAAGUAGGCUCUGAUCAGGGAGACCUGUGCCGGUUGUUUCUGAUGGUCCAUGAAUCAUGUAGAGAACACGGUGCAACACCCAGCCAGUACAUGGCCUUUCUGAAUGUUUACACUGCUUUAUACAGCCGGAAGAAAAGUCAGCUCACAACGCGACAACAGCAUCUGCAGGCAGGUGUGUCUAAGCUGAAUGAAGCUAAAGCUCUGGUGGAUGAGUUGAAGAGGCGAGCUGCAGAGCAGAGUGCACUGCUGAAGACCAAACAACAGGAGGCAGAUUCUGCCCUACAGGAAAUCACCACCUCCAUGCAGAAUGCUAGUGACCAGAAGACGGAGAUGGAGAAGAUAAAGGGAAAGAUGGCUCAGGAAGUUUCCAAGAUUGAAGAAAGGAAAGCGACAAUUGAUGAUGAGCUGAGGGAAGUACAGCCUUUGGUAGAUGAGUCAAAGCGUGCAGUGGGAAACAUUAAGCCUGAAGCUCUGUCUGAGAUCCGCUCGCUGCGUAUGCCCCCUGACGUCAUCAGAGACAUCCUGGAGGGGGUUCUGAGACUGAUGGGCGUCUUCGACACAUCUUGGGUCAGCAUGAAGAGUUUUCUGGCUAAGCGGGGUGUGAGGGAGGACAUAGCGACAUUCGAAGUGAGGAACAUCACCCCUGAGAUUCGUCAGAGUGUAGAGGAGCUGCUCACCAGGAACAAGGCCUCCUUUGACCCCAAGAAUGCAAAGCGUGCGAGUGCGGCAGCUGCUCCUCUGGCUGCCUGGGUCAAAGCAAACGUCCAGUACUCCCACGUCCUAGAGAGGAUCGAGCCGCUGGAGAGAGAGCAGGCCGGAUUGCUUGAGAACCUGAGAAAAACAGAGAGCAGGAAGAAUAAGCUGGAGCACCAGCUCAACUCUGUUGGAGCCAAAGUCAGCGAGUUGAAAGAGAAGUUUCAGUGUCACACUGCAGAAGCAGCUAAGUUGGAGGCUGAGGUGAACAAAGCCCAGGAUACGAUCGCUGCUGCCCAGCAGCUCAUUUCACAACUCGACGGAGAACACACACGGUGGAACACUCAGAUGUCUGAGAUAAAGAAUGAGUUGGAUACGCUCCCAAUGAGAGCCAUGCUUGCUGCAGCCUUCAUUACCUAUCUGUCUGCUGCCCCAGAAGAUCGGAGAAGACACUGUCUGGAGACGUGGAUGGCUCAAUCUGGACUUCAGAAGUUUGACUUGAGGUCAUUCCUGUGCUCGGAGAGCGAGCAGUUGAUCUGGAAGAGUCAAGGGCUGCCGUCUGAUGACCUCUCCAUGGAAAACGCACUGGUCAUACUACAGAUCAAUGCUCUCAAGUUACGGAGUGUUGCCUGUCCGUUCCUGAUCGACCCGUCAUCCCGAGCUACAGAGUGGCUCCGCACACAUCUCAAAGAGAACAGACUCGAGGUUAUCAACCAACAGGACAGUAACUUCAUGACAUCUCUGGAGCUGGCAGUCAGAUUUGGAAAAACUCUCAUCAUCCAGGAGAUGGAUGGAGUAGAACCUGUGCUCUAUCCGCUGCUGAGGAAGGACCUCAUAGCACAGGGCCCUAGGUAUGUGGUGCAGAUAGGAGACAAGGUUAUCGAUUACAACGAGGACUUCCGUCUCUUCCUGGCAACAAGGAACCCCUCUCCCUUCAUCCCCCCCGAUGCUGUUUCCGUGGUUACAGAGGUCAACUUUACUACCACCCGGGCAGGCUUACGAGGACAGCUCCUCGCCUUGACCAUCCAGCAAGAGAAGCCAGAAUUGGAGACAGAGAAAACAAGACUUCUGCAACAAGAGGAAGACAAGAAAAUACAACUGGCUCAGCUGGAAGAAUCCCUGUUAGAGACACUGGCUACAGCUCAGGGGAAUAUUCUGGAGAACAGGGAGCUGAUAGACAGUCUGAACCAGACUAAGGCAAGCAGUGCCCUGAUCCAGGAAUCACUGCUGGAAUCCCACAGGCUGCAGGCAUCUCUGGACCAGGAGCGGGAUGCCUACUUACCUCUUGCGGAGAGUGCCAGCAAGAUGUAUUUUGUCAUCACCGACCUGUCGAAGAUCAACAACAUGUAUCGCUUCAGCCUGGCUUCUUUUCUACGCCUCUUCCAAAGAGCUCUUCAGGCCAAGAAGGAAGUAAAGAAUACUGAAGCCAGGAUUGCUGCUUUGGAGUCUAGCUUGAAGAAUAUGGUGUAUGAAUAUGUCUGCCGGUCGCUUUUCAAGGCUGACCAGUUGAUGUUUGCUAUGCACUUUGUUAAAGGCAUGCACCCCGAAUUCUUCCAGGAGAACGAGUGGGAAAUCUUCAGUGGGUCCAUCGUUGGAGAAAUGUUUAAGAAGGAGCAGGAGUUGCCCUCCUGGAUUGAUCUGGAGAGACAUGGAGCAGUCGCUAUUUUUAAAGCUACGUUCCCAGCCCUCUACCAGUCUGUGUGUUUGAGUGACUCAGACCUCUGGAUGUCCUUCUCGCAGAGCUCACAGUGUGAACAGGAAAUCCCAUCUUCCGUUGCCAAGAAGAUUACUCCCUUCCAGCAGCUAUUAUUGGUUCAGGCAGUCAGACCAGACCGGCUGCAGAGUGCCAUGGCAGCAUUUGCCUCUCAGGCUCUGGGUAUGAAAGAGCUCUCCCCCCCUCCGCUGAACCUGCGUCGUCUCUACAUUGAGACCCUGGAAUUGGAGCCUGUGUUGAUCAUCAUCUCUCCCGGGGCAGAUCCAUCCCAGGAGCUUGCAGAACUAGCUGCAGAAACCAUUGGCAGAGAUAACUAUCAUGAGAUCUCUAUGGGGCAGGGACAGGCCGACGUGGCCGUAGCUUCACUCAAGGAUUGUUCCAGAAAUGGAGACUGGCUUUGCCUGAAAAACCUUCACCUUGUCACUGCAUGGCUACCGCUCCUGGAAAAAGAGCUUAAUGUGCUGCGUCCCAAAGCGGGUUUCCGUCUCUGGCUGACGGCAGAAGUUCACCCCAAAUUCCCUCCUAUACUGCUGCAGUCCAGCCUGAAGAUCACUUAUGAGGCUCCUCCUGGGUUGAAGAAGAAUCUGCUGAGGACGUAUGAGUCGUGGACUCCUGAGCAGAUCAGUAAAGGAGGCGUCCUGGCCAGAGCUCAGUCUCUGUUCUGUCUGGCCUGGUUCCAUGCUGUCUGCCAAGAGAGACGCAACUACAUACCACAGGGUUGGACUAAGUUCUAUGAGUUUUCCAUGUCGGACCUCCGCGCUGGAUUUGAGAUCAUUGACAGUCUUUUUGAAGGUGGUAAAUCUUUCCAGUGGGAGUUUGUCCACGGCCUGCUGGAGAGUGCCAUCUACGGCGGACGCAUCGACAACCCCUCUGACCUCCGAAUCCUACGUUCUUACCUGGAGCAGUUCUUCUCAGCACGCCUCCUCUCACCCUCCUCCUCAGCUGCUCAGAGGAAGAGCAGCGGAGGAACGCGCUUCCUUCCACCUCAGAUCAGCCUCCCAGCUUCUUGCAGCAUAUUGGACUACCGCAGCAUGAUAGAGCAUCUCCCAGAGGACGACAGGCCUGCAUUCUUUGGUCUGCCUGCCAACAUAGAGAGAUCUUCCCAAAGAAUCAUCAGCUCCCAGGUGAUUUCCCAGCUGCGUGUCCUGAGCCGCCCAGUAGCAACUGGGUCCAAGUUUGACAGGGAGCUCUGGUCGAAUGGACUUUCACCUGUCCUCAACUUGUGGAAGAAAAUCAAUCAGGGCUCUACACUGAUCCAUCAGAAGGUGGCUCUGCCUGCAGAGGGUCAUGGGUCACCAGUCCUGUCAUUCAUUGCUCUGGAGCAGUUCAAUGCUGUCCGCUUGGUCCAGAGUAUCCACAAAUCCCUGGCUGCACUGAGCAAGGUCAUCAGAGGGACACAGCUGCUGACUCCUGAAGUCCAGAAACUGGCCACUGCCUUGCUCAAUCAAGAGUGUCCUUCAACAUGGCAGAACAAAUGGGACGGACCAGAGGAGCCAAUGCUGUACCUCAGAGCUGUGGUAACACGGGCUGUCGCCAUUCAGAGUUGGGUGGAGCGUGCAGGUCGACAAGCUCUUCUUUCAGACACCCUGGACCUGUCUGAGCUCUUCCACCCUGAUACCUUCCUCAAUGCCCUGAGACAGGAAACCGCCAGGUCCAUGGGUUGUUCAAUGGAUAGUUUGGUGUUUGUCUCAACAUGGAGGAGUCCCAUUACACAGGCCAAACUGCAAGUGAAGGUUGGAGGUCUGCAGUUGGAGGGUUGUAGUUUUGAUGGUGUCCGUCUUUGUGAGAAUCAACACAAUUCUCCCAGUGUGUCAGCGGUGCCGCCCUGCUACAUGGCCUGGGUUCCACAGGCUUCUGCUGCUGACUCGUCUGCGUCAGAGGAGACUAUCUGGCUGCCUCUGUACACCAGCUCAGAGAGGGUGAAGGUGGUCACGCACCUCUGCCUGCCCUGCGGACUGAACCCAGACCAGUGGAUACAGACUGGGGCUGCGUUCUUUUUAAACCGCUUUCAGACAUGAAGUCAGAAAAAUUGGGUCCAGAUAUUUCGCCGGAGAUUGCCUUUCAAACACACAGCAGAAGAUUGUUCAGGUCAAAGGCGUUUACAACAACAAGGAAAACAUCGAGAAAUUGGCUGAGCAGGAGGCCUGUAAUGUAAAAACAAUUCUGUGGAAAUCACGUUUAUGACUUCAGCCCGGCAACACCAAUGUCGGCCCUCACCACCAAAGACUUCCCAAUGUCCUUGUCUUUCCAGGUCUGAACCUCCUCUUCACCCUGAGAUAUUUAUAUUCUUUUUGUUUAUUAUUCUCUGUUUUGCGUCCAAUACGUGGUUGAAAUGUCAUCAUGCUCAUUCUCACAUUUUCUAGAAAUCUUUCAAGGGGGCUGGAAGGAAAAGUUCUGAAAAAAAAGAUAUAAAACUGUAUAUUUGUAACUGUUGAUUUUACUUAGAGCUUAAGAGUAAAGAUGACAUAAAUGUCAUUAUUGAUCUGAACUUCAGUUGUAGUUGUCAAUAAUUAUUUGUGUAUCUGUGUGUGGGUGCGCGUGCGUGUGUGCGUGUGUGUGUGUGUGUGUGUGUGUGUGUGUGAGCCAAUCCUCCACCUCAUACCAUCAGUAGUCACAUUUCACUCCACCCGCUCGGCCUCUCUCUCAGUUCUGCUGAAACGGGCUUCAAAGGCAUGAAACGCCUCAGUGUCUGUUCCCAAAGCAAAUGUGGGUUCCCUCUCUCUCUCCCAAAACACACACACACACACACUUACAUUCACGAGCACUCCGUUAGUCCCUAACCUCUGUGUGAUUGGCUCUGAGUUGUGGUUGAGCGGAGUCAGUGAAGCUGUGAUGGAUGGCCACGGAGCUGCAGGGGAGGGAGCGAGGUGCGUAAAGUGUGUACGUGUGUGUCUUUGUGUAUGACUCCAACCAGGAGCAUCAAAUUUGAUUGAUAGGUUAAUUUAGUCUUUUUUUCUUUCUGUGUUUGUGUUUGUGCAGUUUUACAAAUGUUUGUGAAUGCGUGUGUAUUCACUCUUCUGUGUCUGAAUGUGUGUGUGUGAGUGUGUGGCGAGACAGAGUAAGGGGUUGAAUUGAGGGAGGAGCGGGUAUUGUGUGUGCAUCGCAGUGUGACAAAAUGUGAGUCAAAUGGAACAGCGGGUUUAAGAAUGAGAGAGGAUUGGAUUUCAGCAGAACACGGCCCUCUGGGUCAGAGAGGGAAAGAGAGACGGAGGAAUGAAGGAGGAGAGAAAGAGAGAGGAGCAGAGAAAAGGCUAUAUAAGCGGUUUUGAAAAAAUAAAAAAGUGCAGAAACAGGAAAGUGAGGAGAGCUCGGGUGAUGAGGAGACUGGGAGAGGGAGCAGGGGGUUAAAAGGAAAGAGAUGGAGGGAGAGGGUUCGGACAAGUAGUGAGUGAGUCGUGAAAAAACGAACAGGAGGGCAGAGAAAAGGAGAGGGAGCAGAUAGAAACUGUUUGUCCAGGUGAUAUUGGACUGACCGUCAGUUUGUUCUUUACCUUCUCUGCAACCUGAAAGAAGCUGCACAUUCAAACAUCUUUCAUCUGUAAACUAUAAUGACAUAAAUGUACUGUGAUGAAACAUCGGUAAAUGUUGAUACUGACAUUUCUUAAAAUAAAGAAAACAUGUUUGUGAACAUCUUGAGUCCCACCACCCUCAGGACCUGUCCUCUCCUGGGAAUCUGUGCUCUCAGUUUGAAAUAUCACUCGCAGGAGUUCACUGCAUGGACUGUGUGUAGAAAUGGACAACACUGCGGCUUUUCAAAAGUGAAGCCAAAGCAUGUUGAUCACCACCUAGUGGCCGGCUGUAGUACAGGUCAUACAUUGGGCCUCCCCUAUGUUGGUGGGUGGGACAUAAAUAAAUAAAAAAAAAUAAAG